This is a messenger RNA of Microdochium trichocladiopsis, 1554 nucleotides long. RefSeq names its product dienelactone hydrolase family protein. Lineage: Eukaryota; Fungi; Ascomycota; Sordariomycetes; Xylariales; Microdochiaceae. The transcript is spliced from 4 exons. The record is from RefSeq and is a predicted model, not a curated record. The coding region runs from base 234 to 1220 and encodes 328 amino acids. Gene Ontology annotation, molecular function: hydrolase activity.
GCCAGCUCCAGGAUUCCAGCUCAUUGUCAGCAGUGCCUAGAUUACCACCUCAACACUUUCAAACACCCUCACCACUUGGCUUUUGCGCUCGCACAAAGCCCGAUAGCCUCGACGAGCUUCUUGGUUGUCAACUCUGCCCGUCCCAUUGUAUUGUACGAGUCCUCGAGUUCAAACGUUGCGACAGAAGAAGUAUCCAAGCAAUCAACCAUUCGAAGCUCAGCUUGAUCUCCACCAUGUCGGCCGAGCCAGUCGUGGCCACCAGUGCGCCAGAGCACGACGCGCAGGAAGAUGCCCCAAGCAACCCGACACUCAGCGAGCAUUGCACCUCCGACCGGCCCACCCCUGCUGGAGAAGCUCCCAAGGGCGAGAUGCGCAAGUUGGGAGGCGUUGAUGUUUAUCUCGCGAAACCGGAGUCGUAUCCCUCCGACCCAUGCAAGCUCCUUCUCCUUCUUACAGGCGGCACAGGCCUGCAAUCGCAGAACAACCAGAUCCAAGCCGACAAAUUCGCGGCUGAGGGCUUCGUUGUGAUCAUGCCAGAUCUCUUCGAAGGCGAUCCGGCUCCCAAUCAGUCCGCGAAGCUGCCCGAACCAGGGGCUGUCGAAGGAGAGACACAAGACGAGAUUGCUGGGAGCUUCCUGGAGCAGUUCAAGCUCAAGAUUGGAGAGACGGCCAAGUCAUUCCUCAUCGACAUGUGGCUUGCGCGGCACACAGAGGAGAAGGUGAUGCCGAUACUCGAGAAGGUCAUUCAGGCUGCGCAAGGUGAGUUCGCUGAUGCAAUUGGCCACGGAGGUGGCAUCUAUGGCGUGGGGUACUGCUUCGGCGGUCGGUAUAUCCUGCUGCUGGCCAGCGAGCGCAGUCCGAGCCAGACUGGUUGGACUGGUGCGCAGAAGCCUGCAGACGAGGAGGCGGGUCAAAGCAAGGAGGGCCCGUUGAUCAAGGCCGGAGCGCUUGCACAUGCAACACUUGUAUCUCCCGAGGACUUCAACGGUCUCAAGUCGCCCAUCAGUCUCGUGUGUGUAGAGAGCGAUCCCAUGUUCCCGGACGAGGUCAGGACCGUCGGCGAAGACACCAUGAACAAGACUGGAGUCGAGCAUGAGGUUCGAGUUUACCCGGGCGUACCGCAUGGUUUCGCCGUCUAUGGCGACUAUGUCGAGGCGCACAUCAAGGAGGCGCAGGUCACUGCCCAUGAGCAGAUGCUCCAAUGGAUCAAGGAACAUUAACUGGUCUGCUGGAUGGAGGAAUUGCCCGUUUCUGCAACGUUGUGCCAGCCAUUGUGGAGUUUUGCUUUCUUGGAGGCCAGCAAGCCCGCGCGAUGAUAUUUUUCAAGGCGGCCUGUGCCUCUGUUAUCAAUAUCCCCUCGUAGUCAAAUGGUAUUUCUCCACGAAGUCGAGGCGUGACAUCAGAUCGGACCUCGACCUAUAACUAUGUCCGCCCAGGUGGGCCGUUGCCGCAGUGGGGCCUCCGCUUCCACCCCCACGAGUAACUCUCGCCGAAUUGCACUCGCCUGGGGCUUCGGCAACGGCUCAAUAGCCGCCGACGCCGAUAUAGGCGGUC